GAGUUGUUAGAAAGAGAGGAAACAGUGAACUUGUAGCUUUAACUAGCCAUAAUUUAUUUAGCAGAUUAUUUUGUACCUAAUUUUAUGGUUCAUAAAAAAUUGCGUCUGACGGAAUGCUUUCAAAACAUCAACAAAAAUCCAACCUCACUUUCUCCUGUCAUUAUAAUUUUAUUGUCAUAGCUUUGUUAUCUUUUACACAAGUUUAUUAUAAUGUCGAUUAACUAAUUAUUAUCGUGAAGUAAUUAAAGAAUGAGGACAUUAAGUAAAUGUUCUCUUAGCAGCCGCAAAUAAGUGAAUCGAAACGACUACCAUUGUCACCGUUAUCACUGUGAUUGCAUGACUCACUGGAUAUGUUGGACACAAUAGGUCUGUUGGUGCUAACGGGGCUGCUGUGGGGUUGCACCAACCCUUUCAUCAAGCGCGGCACCAAGGGUCUUCGAGACGUGCAAGCGGGUACUUGGCCCGCACAGGCCUGGGCUGAGGUCUGCUUUCUGCUGGGGAACUGGAAGUACGUGUUGCCAUGGCUGGUGAACCAGCUGGGCUCGCUGGCGUACCUGUUCGCUGUGCGUCGCGCGCCGCUCUCACUGGCCGUGCCGGCAGCCAACGGGCUGGCGUUCGCUGCCACCGCCGCCACAGGAGCCGCGGCCGGUGACCGGCCGCUAGACAGAGGUUCGAUUCUCGGGAUAGCGCUGAUCGUGGCGGGCACGGCGCUGUGUUGCUGGGACCAGGUGGACUAGCCUCGGUCGUGUUAACAAGUUGUAUCACGUGAUAAAGACGGGAUAUGACAUCCGUCUUUUUAUAUCUCGUAUGUAAGAUAUGAUAUGAAUAAUUUAUUUUUAUUCGGCACGUUGAAGUCUACGUAGUUUAUAAUGAGGUUGUAAAUGUAAGGUAUAAAGUGGUGCGAAAUAUUGUGACACAAUUUUGACAGCUGUCAGAUGACGUUGUACAGUACAGUCGCCAUCAGAUAUUUGGCCAGACCGCCAUUAAAGUAAAAGAAGAAGAGAAGAUAUAUCGGAGCGGCCAAGGCGCUUACAAAUAUCUGAAGACGCCUCUAUUGCCAAGGCAGUAGAGUGCGUGUUCAGAUAACUGAGCACUUCGGCCUCUCUGGUAUAUCAGAUGUCGACUGUACAUAGUAGUCAUAUUGUUUAAUAGUUGUAUGUAGUCUGUCAGUUAGUGGUAAUUUGUAUUUCUUUGCAGAUUGAUCGGAUAAUCCACCAAACACUGUCUAUGAUUGUAAACUGAUGAGAUUCAUAACCUAGCCAUGUCUUAUCCAACUUCGACAUUGGCAGAAUCAUCAACACCUUGAUGGAGCCAUAACACGAAAAAUUGAUUGAUUGGCCUAUAUGUGAGGCAGUGUCAUUAAACGCCGUAUUUACAUAUAAAUUUUACAAUAAUGAUGACAUUGUCACACUAGCUAGAUUUUCAAGGGCAUACGUUUUAUUUGACAGUAUAGUUAGUUAAUACAAAACAUAUGGCGCCGUACAGCGCCAUCUAUUUAUUUUGUCACUACACUACCUUACGCGUUCUCUAUCUGUAUAAGUAUUAAAAACAAAAUCCUUGUCUCCAUAUACUUUAUUAUUUUUCAUUUAAUUUCUACAUCUAUUUAUUGCGUCUAAAUGUUUCAAUAAAUAUUGCACGUCCGUACGUAUCUUAUAUAAUUAGUUAAUUACAAAUAAAUAGGCACUGGAAAUAAUAUAUUUCGCAAAAUAUAAAAAAUAUACUUAAACACUAUUAGUUGCUUCGGGAGAUGUAGAAGUUUUUUCAAAAUUAAUUUAUAAUGUUAUGAUAACAGAACACAAGUCCCGAACACAACUUUUACCUCAAUGUAUUUAAGUAAUUCACCGAAAUACAAAUAUACUUUUA
Molecule: messenger RNA, 1863 nt
Organism: Cydia pomonella (codling moth)
Lineage: Eukaryota; Metazoa; Arthropoda; Insecta; Lepidoptera; Tortricidae
Product: transmembrane protein 234 homolog
Exons: 4
Coding region: 351-737 (128 amino acids)
Source: RefSeq, a predicted model, not a curated record